CGUCAGCAAGCUUGUAUCGAAGGUUUUUUGUUGGAUAUGUACCUUUUCGUUGCCCAGAGUUGCUGGUUUAGCUACUUGAAUUAGGUUCAUUAUAUGUGACAGUUUCAGAGUGGAAAGAUUUAUUUUAGCUGUGGCUAAUAACGUACAUAAACGCACCGGUACUAUAGGAAGUCCGUCUGUCAGACUGUCAUGUGAUUUUCUACAUUUAAUAUCUGUAAUUAUUGCUAAUGUUACUGAAUUCUGUCUGGUCUUCUGAUCUGAGUAUUUGGGUUUUUAGGUGUAGUGUGAAAUCAUAAACAGAAAAUCAGUCCACGUAUGCAGAUGGAGUUUGCCAUUCAGCACACCUGGGACAGCAACCCUGUAAAUCACGAUCCUAUGAAGAUCAUUUUCUCUCCUGGAGAAGGAGGCCUGAAAAUUGCGGCGUCUGGUCCCUUCUUCAAUGACCCAGCCGCCCCCGCGGCGCCCCCGUCUCAGCCUUUCCCCGGGCUCUGGGAUUACGAAGUUGUGGAGUCGUUCUUCCUUGAUAACACUACAGAAAAUUACCUGGAGGUUGAGCUUUGCCCACAUGGACAACACCUCAUAUUGUUGUUGUCAGGAGUUGGGCAAGCCUUCCUGCAACAACUGCCCAUGGUGUUUAACACCAAAAUCUCAGGGGACCGGUGGACGGGUGAGGCUCUCGUCCCCUGGUCGUACUUCCCUCCCAAUAUUAACAAGAUGAACUCCUAUGCCAUCCACGGCUCAGGAGAGAAGCGUAUGUAUGAGGCUCUGUACCCCAUCCCCAAGGAGCAGAUAGAGGAAGGCCAACAACCCAAUUUCCAUCGGUUGGAGUAUUUCCAAGAUUUCCGUCUGCAAAGCAUCAUGGGAGAAAACUGGGUCCAGCCAGGAUCUGACCUGUGGAUAGGAAAGCCCUGAGCAUUUUGACAGCACUCUCUUUUUUUCUGUCUUCCUCUGUCUCUCUAUUCCCCACAAACAGACACAAGCGGCGAGGCAAUAUCACAAACAGGGACUAACGAGGAACAAAGGGCAAUCAAUCUUUAUUAGUUAACGAUGUUAAACAAUAUGACAAGAAAUAUGUUAUCAUCUAAUCAGAGCUUAUUAGUCUUCACACGCAGACAAACACAUGUCACAAGGUGUUGGAUGUCACCAUAAAUUGCCGCAGCACAGUGUGACACACAGUACAGCUGGAUGGUGGCAAAAAAAUGCUCACUUGGACAUUCAGCUCCUGUGUGGCCUGUGUGUUUCACUCCAGUGAAGUGAAUGCAGCAGGGUGUGCUGAUUGUGUUUUCUCAUUGUCUUUUAGGGGACACAGAACAAACAAACAACAUUCAUACGUCCAGUUAAAUAUCAGAUAAACAUGCACUUUUGAAUAAUAACUGUACUGUAAUUGACUUGGCAAUAAUUCCAAUACAUAUAUUCCUUUUAUAAUUGUGUUUACAAAUGGACUACAUGCUGCUUUUGUAGUAUGUAGCCUUUUAUUCCUGACAGAUGUUGCUUUUACCACAUUUCUGAUAAAUUAUGUUGUUGUCUGUAUUUUCUAUCUAAUAAAUCACGUUGGGAAACUU
This is a messenger RNA of Betta splendens (Siamese fighting fish), 1562 nucleotides long. RefSeq names its product chromosome 1 C4orf33 homolog (gene c1h4orf33). NCBI's taxonomy places the organism in Eukaryota, Metazoa, Chordata, Actinopteri, Anabantiformes, Osphronemidae. The coding region runs from base 316 to 912 and encodes 198 amino acids. The transcript is spliced from 6 exons. The record is from RefSeq and is a predicted model, not a curated record.